Gambusia affinis (western mosquitofish) is the source of this 2045-nucleotide messenger RNA. It is a transcript of the gene gpr174, whose product is annotated as G protein-coupled receptor 174. Bases 616 to 1608 code for a protein of 330 amino acids. Gene Ontology annotation, cellular component: membrane. Gene Ontology annotation, biological process: phospholipase C-activating G protein-coupled receptor signaling pathway; positive regulation of Rho protein signal transduction. The transcript is spliced from 4 exons. Lineage: Eukaryota; Metazoa; Chordata; Actinopteri; Cyprinodontiformes; Poeciliidae. Gene Ontology annotation, molecular function: G protein-coupled receptor activity. The record is from RefSeq and is a predicted model, not a curated record.
CCUGGAGACAGAUAGAGACAGACACCAAACGCACAGCAACAAUGAAAUGAGAAAAUAACAGGAAAUUACAGACGCACUUAAAGUGUUUCAGAAACUUAGGUGAGAAAACCGGUGGGGUUGGCACGUUGGAGACGGGGCGAGCGAGAAAGGAGCUGAUGCUUCACCCUUCUUCUUUUUGAUGCUGAGACGACGUAAACGUUUGAGGAGGGAGAGCUCUCACGUGGAAGGACCCGGGUUCCCUUGCUCUUUAUUUGACGCCGCUGAUCAUGACUGCAUGGAACCGGUGUAACCCCUACAGCCGCCCACAGAGAGGUGAAUCACAGCUGAUGAAACUGAUGUUUCCAUCGGCAAGAUCUCUGGACUGAAACGCUUCAACCCCAAGACUAUCCUCUACUAAACCGAAGACCUGCAAACUAUCAGUGUUGGACACGAAGCUCCCCUGAAGUCGUCGUUCCUCUCGUCUGAAAAAGCUGCUGAGAAGUUCCCGGGAAUACGGCUCGCUGCAUGGACUCCUUUCGCCACAACGGACAGCAUGGGAGCCCGGAUUGAACGUUCAUCAAACCAAAGGCAGCUUUUCUGAUACCAGCCUCCUGCAGACGUCCUCGUAUCUUUAAGAUGAAUAACAGCUCUGAUCCCCAGAACAACUGCUCUGCGGAAGUCACUCUGCAAGAGUUCCAGCACCAAGUUUAUGCUGUGGUGUACAGCAUCAUCUUGGCACCGGGCUUGCUGGGAAACGUCCUGGCUCUGUGGGUGUUUAGGAUCUACAUACGGGAAACCAAGAGGGCUGUGGUGUUCAUGAUGAACCUCGCUCUGGCCGAUCUGCUUCAGGUGCUGUCGCUGCCUCUGCGGAUCUACUACUACUUGAACAACUACUGGCCCUUCGGUCACCCUCUCUGCUUAUUCAGCUUCUAUCUCAAGUACGUCAACAUGUACGCCUCCAUCUACUUCCUGGGGUGGAUCAGUGUGCGUCGCUGCCAGCUCACCGUGAACCCACUGAUGUACAAGGUGAAGCAGAAAGGAGACAUUUUGACAUGCGCGCUCGGCUGGCUGUUUGUCUGCGUGGCCUGCGUAGCUUUCCCCUUGCUGAGGGACAAUCCAAGGCACCCAGGGGAGUGUUUUUCAGAGCUGCCGACGAAACACAUCGACAUUUUAUCAGUCUCGCUCCUGAUUAUAUUGGCGGAACUGCUGGGCUUCAUCAUCCCCCUCAUCGUGGUGGUGUCCUGUUCAAUUUUGACAGUUUUAAGCCUCAAAGAGGUGACGACGGAGGGCGUUCAAGACUUUGGGGAGAAGCAGAGGGCACUGAAGAUGGUGCUGUGCUGCGCCGUCGUCUUCUUGCUGUGCUUUGCACCGUAUCACAUCACCAUGCCGCUGGACUUCCUGGUGAAAGCCGGCGCUUUGGAUGACUGCGCCACCAAAAACACGAUUCAGAGGAGCCACAUCAUCACGCUCUGCCUCGCCAGCCUGAACUGCACCUUCGACCCGAUCAUGUACUACUUCACGAGCGACGAAUUCAGGAGGCGGAUAACCAAGCCCGAGAUGCCGGACCAUUUUAAUUUGAGCAGACGGCUGUCCUGCUUAACCGCACAAGAGGACGUAGAGCCAAAUUAGGCGAUGGAAAGCCACAAAUCGCUGCUUUUGCUACACGUCUGGCGAGAAAAGAUAAAAAAAAAAAAAAAAUGCCGGUUUUUGACUUAAAACACGGCGAAAAUCCCGUGAAAACGCAGACCUUCUGAACUCUGAAAAUUCAAGUCGUCACAAACCGCUCGAUCGCUGUCACACGUAAGAAGGACCAGCCAGUGAGCCGGAUAAACGCCAUGAUGCGUUUAAGUUAGUCUUACAACAGACAAUAACAAAAGAGCCGUUUUGACGGGAUUUUCAACGCAUUUUCCUAAGUCAUAAACCGGCGUGUAUUUUUGGUUUUCUUUUUUUUUGCCAAAUGUGUAGUAAAAGUGCCAACUUUGUGUCCAUUCCGGGCUUCCGUAGCUGUCGCUGAGGAAGCCGGUGUCUUUACAACCACUAAUCCUCCAAAUAAAAUGUGAGCAUUC